Messenger RNA from Cinara cedri, 7727 nucleotides. NCBI's taxonomy places the organism in Eukaryota, Metazoa, Arthropoda, Insecta, Hemiptera, Aphididae. The record is from the annotation of a GenBank genome assembly.
UGGGACAAGGAUUCGUAGUGAGAGAGAACGCGCCCUUCUCAAAAACUCGCGGCUUACGAUUUAUAUAGAUUGGCGGCGUAAACCACCUAUUUCGCACACAAGCCGUCCAGCAGUCCGACCGACAAGAUAUAAUAAAAUUAUUCGCGUUCAAAUCUCAAUAUUGUUUUUUGUUUCGAAUAUUCUCGUAAAACACACGCAGGCGUAAAAUGCCCAGUGGACGUCCCUUGUGGCAGGUAAGAAUAAUACCCAAUAUCUUAACAUCAAUUGAUUAACAAGCGGAACAUUUCAAUUUUUUUUAAACGGAUUAUUUGAAUUCGACCUCAAGAUUGAAAUUGCAACCGUGUCGUCGACACGAAGCGGCCGAUCGAGUAUAUUGUCUCAACCGUUAAUAUAAUAUUAACGAUUAAUUUAUUUCUCACGAGUAGUUUAAUUGAAUUUAAUUUAUUUAUCACUUAUUACUUUACGAACAAUGAUUUUAUUUUUAUCUAUACAUGUGUGAAAUGGUAUUUUGUUCGUCGUUGGCAAUCUCCAAAACUACUGACUUUAUCGACUUGUUGUUUUUUUUUUUUUUUUUUUUGUCAACGCCAGAGUAUAACGCGGAGCAGGCUUUAAGCCUAUUUCCGAUUCUGUAAGUUAUGAAAACUACAGAGUUAUUGAUUUUUAAAAUAAUCGGCAAAUACGAUAGUAUACAUAUUAUAUUGUAUGUAAGUGUCGGGUUGAAAUAUUUUUUCGUCCAUUUUUGUUUAGAAAUGCUUACGAGACUUUUGCCAGCGAUUGACAUUCGAAAACCUAGUGUUUCUAUUAUGUAGGACGUGUACGGAGUCGGCCGGCAAAUUUCGAAAUUUCCCAAUAAUCGUAAAAACGUAAAUUUAAUAAGACGUCGAUUCAACUACGAAACGGGAACAUCGCUAUCAAUAUUCACGUGUACAAAACUUUUUGAUAGUUUUAAAAGUGAUCCGAAUGUAUAUAUACACCAUAACGUUCACAGAUUUUUGAUUCGUCUACGUUUUUUAAAUACGGAACAAAUGAUUAACGUCGGAAACGUUGAGUAGGUCAGCAUCGUUUUUAACGGAAUCUCGAAUUAGUUUUGUUUGCUCGUAUCAUACAUUUAUAUGCGUACAGUUCGAUGCAUGCCAAUAAAAUGGGUUAUAAACGCAUUAUAUUUGUUUUAUCGAUAAACCACCGGCUAUCUAUAGCGACGUAUACGAUAAUAUAGGUUUAAAUAAUUCAAAAGCGAUUUAUUCGGCAAGAGUUUAAAAUGUCCUAUUUAUUUUUUUUAACGUAAAAAUACGGAAAAAUAUUUACUCGGUUACACUGGUAGGGAGAACGGCGAGCAUUCAUCAAACUUAAGUUUUUUUAAAUCUUUUCUUUCAACUGUUGACUAUAGUUAAUUAUUUUCAUUGCAUUAUAGCUAUAAAUAUCUAUAUACACAUAUAGUUAGGUUAGUUUAGGUUAAUAUACAUAGUUUAGUUUCUGUUGAACAUAUUCGUCAAUAUUUAUGUCUUUCGAGAGGUUUUUUCUUGAAAUUUAAAUAUUUAUUCAAUCAAUCGUCCUGCGAGGUGAAUUUGUUUUCACUCCAAAUGUUAUUAGAGACGUUUAUUUUGUUUAUUUAACUCAACACGUUUUUCGUUUCGAACGUGGAAUGUCGUAAUUUUGUUUUUUUAUUUUUUCGCCACACAAGGUCUCGGUCGCCCGUUCAUCAUUUCUCACCGACGUAAAAUCCAGUUCUGAGACACCUUUGAUAGAACUUACACGAGUCGUAUAGUGUCUGUCCGUCGCCGUACAGCCCGUCGGUUUUUUUGUGUCUGACGUUCGCGUUUUAAUCGCGAUCUAAAUAUAAGAACCGCGUAAACCUCGUAACGUUUUAAUGCAUACGUCAUUUCAAGGUGGCGAUAAAUUUAGUGGGAUAUAACUUUCGGGUUCUUUAUUGUUAUUGUUAUUCCGUCGGCAACGACCGUUUAAGACGUUUAAGUGUUUACAAAACCGUAUAUUAUAAUAUUAUCUCGCGAGCGUGGGAUUACGGACGAGUCGAGGAAACGUUUGAUUGCCGUUGCGUUGUUUAAAAAUAAUUACUCGGAUUUUCAUUAGGAGUGUAUAUACUGCAGUAUACCUACGAAGUGAAGUAUAAUGUCAAGUCGGGGCUGCGAGUUUGUAACGAAAUCGAUUUUAAUUGUAGAUUCUGAGUGUAGCGGAGAAUGCGUCGGUUUUACAAAGAUUUUUAAUUUUCUUUUUUUUUUAUAUGAACACUCUUUCUAUCAAAAAGAUUAGAUCGAUGUACACAACGUAAACCCUGAUCUGAAAGGAAAUUUUCUUGGGAUUGUACUUUAGGUACGUCAUCUUUCGAUUUUCACAGAAAAUGUGAAAAAUCGGGGAAACCAACGGGAAAACCGGUAAAAACGUAGAAAAACGGGAAAAUCGGUACAAUAUUAGACAAAUAUUAGUAAAGAAAAUAUCUAAAGCCUAUUCAAUUAUUUUACUAUAAAAUGACAUAUAUAUCAUGCGUUGUUGACAAAGCAUCACUAUCAACCGAAUUCCGCUCAGAAUCGUUUUUAGUAAGCAAUGGUUUAUCGUUGCUUCCAAAUCCAAAUUAAUUUCCCAUCUAUAUCCUACUUUUCUAACUUCUCAUCAACAACAGGGGCUGCACCCAUCGUGCGAAGUAUGUCCUUUUUUCUUUAGUCGGUCCAAAUGCAUUAAGAUUAUACUAAUAAUUACCGAAACAACAAACUUGGUUUUGAAAAUUUUAAUAUGAUUUUUAAGAAUUAUUUUUCAGUCUCCAUUUAUUUUUAUUUUUCAUACAGUUUAUUACAUGUUUUGAAUUGUAAUGCAUUUUCGGAAUUUUAAGCGAAAUUCAAACAGUUCUUGUGAAGAUUUAAUACAUGUUGGUUUUAAAUUUCAUGUGUUUUCUCGAAGGGGUUUUUAAGUGCAUUAAUUUUGUAGCUCAGAGUACCGACACCGUAUAUUAGUUUACGAUAACAUAAUUUUCGAAAUUCUUCCAUGCGCGAAAUGCGGCACACGUGCCAAUAUCAAGUAUAAUAUAAUAAUAUCGUCUGAUGCGUUUGUCUUUCAAUAUCAUCGGAUUUUUAUUUAUACGAAAUAAAUAAACCCUCGUCGUUGGCAAAUAAUCAAGUAUAUACAUGCUGUAGUGUUACGAAGGUCCCGUUUCGCGCUGUAAAGGUGGGGGUUUUAUUAAAUGUUUCUCAAAUAGAACUUGGAUCUCGGUCAAUUUUUGAUAAACAAAUCAAAUAUGAUUUAUUGUCUCGGUUACUGAAAAAAAAAAACGAGUACAUGUAAGACCAAUUAAAAAUAUCCAAUUUUAUAUUCUUAAAAAUAAAUUUUUUUUUUUUUUAAAUUUUUGAUGAAAAUCAAAUAAUGAACGUCUCAAACACGUGUCGGCCUUCGGAUUAUCAAGAAUUCCUCAUCGAUAUAGCUACUUGUAGCAUUACGAAUUCCCGGAACGAAUUCUUAAUCAAUUAGGUAACCGAAACUAGGUUAAUUUUAUACGUUUUUUUUGAAAUACUGUACAUAUAAUUUGUAAGAUUAAAUCGGUAUUCACAUAGUUAUUUUUAUUAUGAAGUCUUAUUUUAAUAUAUAUAAAAAAAAAACAAAGCCAGAAGUUUUCGGGAGUUUUGUACAUCGUCAGUACGCUCCUCGUACUAGAAACUCAUGUUUAUGGAUAGGAGGCCUGUUACAAAUAAUAAAUAAAUAAAUAAAAUAUAUAAUAAUGUUAUAGAGUAAUUCAAUUUAAAUAUUUACAAAAUUAUAAAUGAUUGCAAACGAAAUACGAUUAUGUUCAACAUGUUUUGAUAAACCCAAAUUGAAAAUUAUAUUAAUUUGUAAAAACAAAAUAAAUUAAAAUCGUCAGAAUUUUUCGUCUCAUAUUUUGGAGAAUUUUUAGAGCCGAUAAGUUGCAUCCACAUUUAUCAGAAAAUGGUACUUGAAAUCUGAGAUUUCAUAGAUUUUCAUUAAAAAUUGAAUUAAAAACACUUAUGUUCACUUAUAUAUAUAAAAAAAAAAAAUUGAAUUUGUGACUACUGAUUUUCGAUAUUUGUGUAGUUCCACAAGAACAAUUAUAUUAAUUUACUGGCAAAUUUUAUCCUCAUAAAAACAAAUCCAAAUUUUAAAAAACUUGAUAAUUUUAUAUAGCUAUAAAUUGUUCAAAAAUUUCAAAAAUAUUUUAAAAAUUGUACUAUGUCUAUUAUUCGGUGAAAAAUUCAAGCCUCAUCAGUUAUUUUUAAAGGGAUAACAACAUAAAAUAACAAAAUCCAUAAUACCGUAUUUGUUUCGCUCUUCCACGUUUUUUUCCAAUUAUUACGAAAAAGCAAGAGAAACAAUGCACCAACAAGAUAGAAUUUCCUAUCCUUAAGUACGAACACCGGAACACCGUUUGGUUUCCGUAAUAAUAUUUUGGACAAUGAAAAACAAAAAUGUGUUAUUCAAUUUACUAAUAGAUAAUGAUAAUAAUUAUUAUUAUUAUUAUAACAUGUCGUUUAACGAUACAAAAAAUGAUUAACUUAAAAAAAAAAAAAAAAAAAACAUAGUUCGAUAAUAUUAUAUUCACAUAUUUUUUUGGAUAAAUUGAGUUUUGUUCAGGUCGAUAUUAUGUAUAUUUAUUUACAAUUUUAUUUCGCAAACCAAUAUGAAUAACAUCUCGCAACAUCAAUACGAUUCGAUCGCAUCGAUCCAGUAUUACAUUCUGCACAGUAUUUACACUAAUAAGAUCGCCUUGACAUAUACUUCAUUAUCAUAUUUUACAGCCGUACUCCAUAUACGGUAUCACCCGAUAUGGAAGUAACUACAUUUAGAGACUGGCUAGCCAGAUACACUUGACUCACCUGUUUAAAAUCCAAAUUGGAGAUACGUCCGAGUCGGUAUUAUAACACUACGAUAGGUACCUAUUACACACGUUUUCAUAUCCAAACGAUAUUUUUCCACACACUAUUAUUAUUAUGUCGUUAUUGUUGUUUUGUCGAUAUUGUCUGUGGUAUACGUCAAUGAAAAAUAAUCAUAUGUACGAAACCAGAGUUAAGUCCAAUAAUUAGCUAUAUUGUCAAUAUCACUAUGACGUACACGUUUGAUGUAACAUAUACAUUUAUCAGAGGCGAACAAGUCGAUUUGCUUAUAACUUCAGUAAAUUAAAUAAAGCGAAAAAGAUAUGUCAGUUUAAAGUUUCCAAAAAACCAAUUCAACGCGUUUUAUGGGCAUAUUAAAAAAAGUGGCCAUCAUAAAAGCUGGUUUAAGGGAAAAUUUGUUACGAUUUAAAUUUGUUUUAUGACGUCAAAAGGCCGAUUUUUUUUUUCUAUAAAGUAUAUGAUUUCCUAUUUCCAGUAUCUACUCAUUUAACUUUAUUACAGUUGAGUUUAAUAAUAAUAAUAAUACAAAUGCAUAGGAAAUAUUCUUAAGAAGCUAUUUACAUUAAAGCUAACCUAACCUUAGCAGAUAUCUAUAAUAUUUUACAGAUUGAUCAACAGAAAAAUCAGCCUAAAAAUAUAUAAAACGUAAAAGUUUGUCGGUCGUAAUAGUAACUAUGGAAAACGAUUUUAUUUUUGUUUUGGCUACAGGUCGCCGGUAAAAGAGACCCGGAACAAGAAGUGGAAGCCCAACAAUGGAUCGAAGCGGUGACCGGCGAAAAGUUUCCGGCUGGUAAUUGAAAAUAAUCAAUUCAAAUUAGUCGUAUAUUUUUUUAUUAACAACUGAAAUCCGCAAAAUCGGACGACUUACAGGUUUGCCGUUCGAGUAUGCGCUCAGGGACGGCGUGUUGUUGUGCAAACUCAUGAACAAACUGGCGCCGGGUAUCGUGCCAAAAAUCAACACGUCGGGCGGCGAUUAUAAAAUGAUGGACAAUAUCAGCCAGUAAGUACAAUAAUUAUAGUUUGUAAAAUUUCGAUUAUAUAUUAUUUCACGUCGAAAGUUUUGCCUUAAAAUUUAUUUCAACAUAAACGCGUGUUAAUGUAAUAAUUUAUAAUGUUACGACUAAAGUAAUUAUUAAACAUUGAGAUUUGCACACCUUCGUUUACUGAACCGUUUUAUCGAUUUGUACCGUUAUAAUAUUAUAAAACUUAAACAUCUGAUACGAAAGUUUAUCAAACUUUAACAACUACUUAAAAGAGGACUAUAACUUAGGGGUUAUCAAACAGAUUAAGAAGUAAGUGUAUACUUUGCUUAUGUGAAUCAUUUAGGAUUAUAUCAAACUGCAUUCGAGUGGAAAUCGGACAUAUACUUAUAGUAAAUGUAGAUACCUAUUAUAGUCUUGUAUUUACUGGUGAUUUGACCGUCAACACUAAAUAAUAAUCUGUAAUAAAUAAUAAUUUGUUUUCUUAAGAUUUCAAAAGGCCUGCAUUAAUUAUGGUGUACCGGACGUGGACCUGUUCCAGUCUGUCGACUUGUGGGAGCAGAAAAACAUUUACAGAGUCACCAUGACCGUGUUUGCCAUUGGUCGGACGGUAAGUUUGCUGAUUUCAGCGCGAUGAAGCAUAGCUGAUUGUUCACACAAAGCAUAAUGGAAUAAAUGAUAUUAUAUCAUAUUGAGUGGUUUAUUUGUUUCAAGUAUAAUACAGCUCGGCAACUUCACUUGCCUAUUUACUUAUCUUGUGUGAACCAGCUGGUAAAACUCCGUGGGCUUCUCCCCACUAUGAAUUACAUCCCACCGAAAACGACAUAUUAUCGUAAAUCCCCCCUGUCCGUUUCUUGCAGGCGUACAAACACCCGGAAUGGAGAGGUCCUUUCCUAGGACCCAGACCGUCCGAGGAGAACAAGCGGGAAUGGAGCGAGACGCAGUUGCGGGCCGGUGAAGGGGUCAUCGGGCUGCAGGCCGGCAACAACAAGGGGGCCACACAGGCCGGACAGAGUUUCGGGGCCACCCGAAAGAUAUUGCUCGGGAAAUGAGCGCUGAUAUUUGAAAUUUAUCCGAUUAUAAACUAUAUAUUAUGUAAUUAUUAUUAAAUUUUUGGUGAAAACUCAUGUUGGUCAUUUACGCCGUCAGUCUUCGUCGGUGAUGGUGGCGUAUUAUAUUGUUAUGAAUUAGCCCUGCGCGGUGAGAAUACGACGUCAUAAUAUAUAAAAUACACAUUGUGUGAUUUGCCUCGAAAAUCCUCACACGAAUUUUUUUUUUUAAACUAAAAUACACAUUUUUUUCGAUUUAUAUAAUAAUAAUAAUAUUAGAAAACCGAAAAUGUACGAUAAAAAUAUUACAUUUUAUUUAAUUUUGUUAAUAAUAACGUUUUAGUUUAAUUUACUAAUUUAAAUUUAUUUAUGUUAACAACUCAAAUAUAUCUACUAAAAUGGUCUCAGUGGUUACCUAACUAUAAAUGGGACAAUUUUUCGGAACGAUUAUUAUGUAGGAAAAAAACCAAACAUUUUGUUUUUCGUAUUGGAUCUUGAGAAAAUACUCCCGAAAAAUAUGUUCCAUAUAGUAAUUUGUAAAUAAUUAAUAAUUAUGUAGACAAUGCAUGUACAUACAGAGGCUUUGCCUGGGGACCAAUCGUCCAAGGAAGAUUUGAAAAUCUAGUGGCCCGAGACUUUUUUUUUCAGAGAUUACCUAAGACAUAAAUUUAAUUUCUAAUUGAAAAGCGGUCUUAUUUAUAUACAUUUUUUUAAACGAAAUUAUAGCCUAACCAACGUAACCAGUCCAAAAUGUUUUAAAUAUCGUUGCUAUUUGUAUGUAUGCCACGUAAUUGUCUUUUUCUUAUUGAUAUCAAAAUAAAUGUAUUUGGAUACACAGAUAACAAAUA